Messenger RNA from Microthlaspi erraticum, 1161 nucleotides. NCBI's taxonomy places the organism in Eukaryota, Viridiplantae, Streptophyta, Magnoliopsida, Brassicales, Brassicaceae. The record is from the annotation of a GenBank genome assembly.
AUGAGCAAGAGACCGCCGCCUGAUCCGGUGGCUGUGCUUAGAGGUCACCGCCACUCUGUUAUGGACGUUUCAUUUCAUCCAUCGAAAUCUCUGCUUUUCACUGGUUCAGUUGAUGGAGAGUUGAGGAUUUGGGAUACUAUUCAGCACCGUGCAGUUUCUUCUGCUUGGGCUCAUAGUAAAGCACAUGGGGUUUUAGCUGUAGCAGCUAGUCCGUGGUUAGGAGAGAACAAGAUUAUCAGCCAGGGAAGAGAUGGAAGUGUCAAGUGUUGGGAUAUUGAAGAUGGUGGUCUAUCAAGGGACCCAUUACUAGUACUCAAUACAAGCUCCUAUCAUUUUUGCAAGUUCUCUCUUGUUAAGAAGCCUAAGACUUCUCUAAAAGAAGUUGGAAGUCAUCCAAAGAAUUGCGCUGAGGAAGAUGCUGGAGACACGCGUAAUGUUCAACGUAUAGAUGAUAGUGAGGGAUCUGCGGGGGAUUCUGGUUUGCUUCAGGAUGGAGAUCAUGAUGAAGGUACCACUUAUGUAGCAGUAGCAGGGGAGCAACCUGCUGAGGUGGAGAUAUGGGAUCUCAAUACCGGAGACAAGAUCAUACAGCUUCCUCAAGCUAGCUCUGACGAAUGGCUCGAUGAUUCUACCAAAGAAAGAGGAAUGUGUAUGUCUGUUCAGUUAUUCUGCCCUCCUGAAUCACAGGGUUUCUUAAAUGUCUUAGCUGGUUAUGAGGAUGGUUCAAUGCUGCUUUGGGAUUUACGCAAUCCUAAGAUUCCUCUAACAACCGUGAAGUUUCAUUCAGAGCCAGUUUUAAGCCUUUGCGUUGCAUCAUCAUGUGAUGGAGGUAUCUCAGGAGGGGCAGAUGACAAAGUCGUGAUGUUUAAUCUCAACCAUUCAACUGGUUCUUGUACAUUGAGGAAAGAGAUUAUUAUGGAAAGGCCAGGCGUAUCUGGCACCUCAAUCCGAUCCGAUGGGAAAAUUGCAGCCACAGCUGGUUGGGACCACAGAGUAAGGGUCUACAAUUACCGCAAAGGAAAUGCUCUAGCGAUACUGAAGUACCACCAAGCAACGUGCAACGCCGUGUCCUACUCUCCAGACUGUGAGCUAAUGGCUUCUUCGUCUGAGGAUGCAACCGUUGCUCUCUGGAAACUCUAUCCUCCCCACAAAUCUCUCUGA